CAGGAUGAAUCAUUGCCACAUCUCAAUCUACAAGAGACAUUGACACGCAAUGACGAUACGAUCAUCGUUUAAUUUCGCAACCGCGACGCUAGAUGAGGUGCUGGACGAUCUCUCUGUGCGGUUUAUACAAAACUGUCCGCCUGAGGAGCUGACGUCGGUAGAGCGAGUCUGCUUUCAAGCGGAGGAAGCCCACUGGUUUUAUGAAGACUUUAUCCGAGCAGAAAACCCCCAGUUACCAUCUCUUUCGCAAAAGAACUUCACCGCCCGGAUAUUCACACACUGCCCGCUCCUCCGCAAAUGGAGCGAUGUUCACGAGCAAGCGUUUGCCGAUUUCAUGCAGUACAAGACACGUGUCCCCGUGCGAGGUGCUAUACUUCUCAACAAGAAUCUGGACAAGUGUAUUCUUGUGAAGGGCUGGAAGUCCUCUGCGAGUUGGGGUUUUCCAAAGGGUAAAAUCAAUAAAGGCGAGCCGGACGAGGAUUGCGCGAUCCGAGAGGUUAUCGAGGAGACUGGAUAUGAUGUUUCUGCGCUACUGAAGAAGGAGGAUUAUAUUAAUAUUACGAUACGAGAGCAGCAGCUGAGACUGUAUAUUAUUGCGGGCGUUCCGAUGGAUGCUGCGUUUGAGCCACAGACAAGAAAAGAGAUUAGUAAAAUUGAAUGGUUCAAGCUGAGUUCGCUUCCGACGUAUGGAGACUCGAGAGACGCAGCAGCAGCGAUAAAGAACGGCCAGGCGUCGAAGAAGUUCUACAUGGUAGCGCCGUUUAUGAAGCAGCUGCUGAGAUGGGUGAAUGAGCACAAGCCGCCCAAGCCUGCGAAAAAGACUGUGACGUAUGCGGAGCCGGUUGUCGCUGUGCCGGCGGUGCCUUCGAAUACGAUGAGUAUAUUCGAUCAGAUCUCCGCACAACUGAAGACGAAUAGCGGACCGUCUACACAGGAGAAAGGAGCGGUCAAACAGAAGAAGCAAAACCGGCCAAACAAGCAACAGAAGAUCCAGGCUAGCCCUGAUACGACAGCGCAAUAUGUCGCACCCGUGCAGCAGCAGCAACUACAGGAACCGCAACAAGUCAAUGCGUAUACCCAAACUACGCCUAUGGCUGACACUCGGGCACAGGCUGGCGCGAAUUCGGCUGCUGCUCAGUCUAUUUUGUCUAUGAUUCGCAAAAACUGAGAUUGGUUGUGAAUAGUUCAUUUUUGUAUACGUUUCGCGGACCACAGGGCGCGGGCACGGGAUUGGAGGGUUCUUUUGUACUGCUAAGA
This is a messenger RNA of Myxozyma melibiosi, 1257 nucleotides long. Its product is annotated as Dcp2, box A domain-containing protein. The record is from RefSeq and is a predicted model, not a curated record. Bases 50 to 1168 code for a protein of 372 amino acids. NCBI's taxonomy places the organism in Eukaryota, Fungi, Ascomycota, Lipomycetes, Lipomycetales, Lipomycetaceae. The transcript is spliced from 3 exons. Gene Ontology annotation, biological process: nuclear-transcribed mRNA catabolic process, nonsense-mediated decay; deadenylation-dependent decapping of nuclear-transcribed mRNA. Gene Ontology annotation, cellular component: cytoplasm; P-body. Gene Ontology annotation, molecular function: RNA binding; 5'-(N(7)-methylguanosine 5'-triphospho)-[mRNA] hydrolase activity; manganese ion binding.